Molecule: messenger RNA, 1092 nt
Organism: Pestalotiopsis fici W106-1
Lineage: Eukaryota; Fungi; Ascomycota; Sordariomycetes; Amphisphaeriales; Sporocadaceae
Product: Cyanide hydratase
Exons: 4
Coding region: 1-1092 (363 amino acids)
Biological process (GO): cyanide catabolic process
Molecular function (GO): cyanide hydratase activity
Source: RefSeq, a predicted model, not a curated record
AUGCCCAUCACCAAGUACAAGGCCGCCGCUGUCACCUCCGAGCCUAGCUGGUUCGACCUCGAGGGCGGUGUUCGCAAGACCAUUGACUUUAUCAACGAAGCCGGACAAGCAGGAUGCAAACUCGUUGCCUUUCCAGAAGUCUGGAUUCCCGGAUACCCCUACUGGAUGUGGAAGGUCACCUACCUGCAGAGCCUCCCAAUGCUCAAAAAGUACCGCGAGAACUCCAUGGCUGUAGACUCUGAGGAGAUGCGCCGCAUCCGCCGGGCGGCGCGCGACAACCAAAUCUUUGUCUCGCUGGGCUUCUCCGAGAUUGACCACGCCACGCUGUACCUGGCCCAGGUGCUCAUCAGCCCGACGGGCGAGGUCAUCAACCACCGCCGCAAGAUCAAGCCCACCCACGUCGAGAAGCUCGUCUACGGCGACGGCGCCGGCGACACCUUCAAGUCCGUCACCGAGACCGAGAUUGGCCGCGUCGGUCAGCUCAACUGCUGGGAGAACAUGAACCCCUUCCUCAAGUCCCUCAACGUCUCCGAGGGCGAACAAGUACACAUUGCCGCUUGGCCCGUCUACCCCGGCAAGGAGAGACAAGUCUCGCCUGACCCUGCCACCAACUACGCCGACCCUGCCUCGGACCUGGUCACCCCCGAGUACGCCAUCGAGACGGGCACCUGGACCCUGGCGCCCUUCCAGCGCCUCUCGGUCGAGGGCCUCAAGAAGAACACCCCCGAGGGCGUCGAGCCCGAGACGGACCCGUCCGUGUACAACGGCCACGCCCGCAUCUACCGCCCCGACGGCAGCCUGCACACCAAGCCCAGCAAGGACUUUGACGGCCUGCUGUUUGUCGACAUUGACCUCAACGAGACCCACCUGACCAAGGUCCUGGCCGACUUUGCCGGUCACUACAUGCGCCCUGAUCUCAUCCGUCUCCUCGUCGACACGAGGCGCAAGGAGCUGAUUACCGAGGCUGACCCGGCUGGUGGUAUCGCUACCUACAGCACCCGUACCCGUCUGGGCUUGGACAAGCCCCUGGAUGGAGAGCCUGCGUCUAUCAAGGUUCCCCAGGACAAGACGGAGGACCCUUCCAAGAUCUAG